This is a messenger RNA of Hirsutella rhossiliensis, 1089 nucleotides long. Its product is annotated as reverse transcriptase (RNA-dependent DNA polymerase) domain-containing protein. Bases 1 to 1089 code for a protein of 362 amino acids. The record is from RefSeq and is a predicted model, not a curated record. Lineage: Eukaryota; Fungi; Ascomycota; Sordariomycetes; Hypocreales; Ophiocordycipitaceae. The transcript has 3 exons.
AUGUCACGAGAAGAGCUCUCAGCGGCUGCCGCGCCGGUGCUGUUCCGCGACCGAUACCCACUGCCCCUCAUCGCGGAGACCCUGCAGAAUCUGGCCAAGGCUAAGUGGUUCACCAAGUUGGACGUGGUGGCCGCUUUCCAUAAGAUCCGCAUGGCUCCGGGACAUGAGGGAAAGACUGCAUUUCGCACGAGGUUUGGGCUCUACGAGUGGCUCGUGUGCCCUUUCGGCCUGAGCGGCGCCCCGGCAUCAUUCCAACGAUACAUGAACAGUGUAUUGCGCGAAUGGCUGGACGACUUUGUCACAGCGUACCUGGAUGAUGUACUGAUCUACUCGAGCGGUUCGAAGGCGGAUCAUGAGGCUAAGGUGCGACGAGUUCUCCAAGCACUCGCCGACGCUGGGCUGCACCUAGACCCAGCGAAGUGCGAGUUUUCGGUACAAGAGGUCAAAUACCUUGGGUUCAUCGUCAACGCAGGGAAAGGAAUCGCCUGCGACCCCGAAAAGCAGCGCGCCAUCCGCGAAUGGGAGGCCCCGACCACGGUGAAGGGUGUCAGAAGCUUUCUGGGCUUCGCCAACUAUUACCGGAUCUUCAUCCCCGACUAUGCCAAGAUCACGCAGUCUCUGGAUGCCCUGCUUAAGAAAGGAACUGCCUUUCAUUGGGGACGAGCGGAGAACGAGGCGUUUCAGGAGCUGAAGCGACGAUUUUGCGAGUCACCGGUGCUCAAGCAGUGGGACCCGAGCCUCCCGACCUUUUUGGAGACGGAUUGCUCAGGCUACGCAUUGGGAGGCGUCCUGUCGCAGGAAGGCCCAGAUGGACGUCGACACGCAUGCGCCUUCUUCUCGAAGCGACUUUCGCCAGCGGAGUACAACUAUCCCAUUCACGACAAGGAGAUGCUUGCCAUCAUGAGAUGUCUCGACAACUGGAACGCCGAACUUAGGAGCUGCGGCCCAUUUACAAUCCUUACCGAUCACCGCAACCUGGAGUAUUUCAUGACACGCCAGAAGCUCACGGAACGGCAGAGCCGUUGCCGAAUUGUCCCAGUUCGACUUCAAGCUCGAGUAUCGACCGGGAAGCGAGGCUGUCGUGCCUGA